Molecule: messenger RNA, 1455 nt
Organism: Octopus sinensis (East Asian common octopus)
Lineage: Eukaryota; Metazoa; Mollusca; Cephalopoda; Octopoda; Octopodidae
Product: protein Wnt-2b-like
Exons: 4
Coding region: 21-995 (324 amino acids)
Biological process (GO): canonical Wnt signaling pathway; multicellular organism development; neuron differentiation
Cellular component (GO): extracellular region
Molecular function (GO): frizzled binding; cytokine activity
Source: RefSeq, a predicted model, not a curated record
UCAGUCAGUACCCUCUUCACAUGGUUGGCGCACGAAUGAUGUGCAGCAAUAUCCCUGGAUUGGUGGGGAAACAGAAGAAGCUGUGUCGCAUCUAUCCUGAUGUGAUGCUUAGCCUGAGGGAAGGAGUUCAAAUAGGAGUAAAAGAAUGUCAGUUUCAAUUACGAAACCAACGUUGGAACUGCAGUACCUUAGAUCGAGAUGCAUCAGUAUUUGGCAAAGCCAUGCUUAAAGGAAGCCGAGAGGCUGCAUUCGUAUACGCCAUAUCUUCUUCUGCUGUAGUGCAUGCAAUCACACGAGCCUGUAGUAAAGGGACGUUGCGGGACUGUUCUUGUGAUCCAACAAAAAUGGGCAAAGGACGUGAUAAAAAAGGCAAUUUUGAAUGGGGAGGCUGCAGUGACAACGUGCGCUACGGGAGCGACUUUUCACGAAUGUUUAUUGAUGCGCGAGAAAAAAAAGUUCGUGAUGCCAGAGCGCUAAUGAAUCUACAUAACAACAGAGCUGGGAGGAGGGCAGUAAAACGCUUCAUGAAGCUGGAAUGCAAGUGCCAUGGAGUUUCGGGUUCCUGUUCCAUACGUACAUGCUGGUCUGCGAUGAUGGAAUUCCGUAGAGUUGGCGACUACCUCAAAAACAAAUACAAUGGUGCUGUACAAGUAAUGAUGAACCAAGAAGGUACUGGACUUAUUGUGGCCAACAAAGACCACAAGCGACCGACCAGGUCUGAUCUCGUCUAUUUCGAGUCAUCACCCGAUUAUUGUGUCAGAGAUCUUGAAAUUGGUUCUCUCGGGACAGCAGGUCGCCAGUGCAACAAAACGUCAAUGGGCCCCGAUGGAUGCGACAUAAUGUGCUGCGGGCGAGGAUAUGAUACAGAAACAGUGAAAAUGAUAAAGAAGUGCCAGUGCAAAUUUCUCUGGUGUUGCCAAGUGAAAUGCAAAGAAUGCACAGAAUAUGUGGACUUGCAUACAUGCAAAGGGCCAAGCCUAACAGAGAGAAAAUGAUUAGGGUUUACCUUUAGUUGUUUUUGUAUAUAAUAAUGAUAAUAAUAAUAAUGAUUAUUAUUAUUAUUAUAAUUUCUUUGAGACAAGACAGGACUACAUACGAAUACUGCCGCGGCACAUGCGUUCCACAAUCACGAUUUUGCAUUGCGACAGAUCAAACGUUAUCACUGAGAUAUCAUACAGAAGCAGACAUACACAAGACUACAUCCACAGUUAUAAAUAUAUGAAUUCACACGAAUUUUCACACAUGCAUUACAAACGUUUAGAAAUAUGUAUAUCUAUACACUGUUACACACAUGUACACAUAUGAACUGAAUUUAUCCAUACAUGCAUACGGUCAUUUACAGUUACAAAUAGACAUAUAAACCCCACAAGCAUAUAUUUGUCAAUUACAAUUAUUUCCAUCUCCCUCUCUAUUAUAUACAGACAUAAAUACUUACGUACAUAUAUAUGUAUGUGU